UGAUUCCAGCAAACAUGGAUGGAAGACCCACCUGUGACCAGUGUGGAAAGACUUUCAUCAGAGCAAGUAACCUAAAAGACCAUCAACGCAAUCACACUGGAGAAAGACCAUAUGAGUGUGACCUGUGUGGAAAUGCUUUCAUGAGAGCAAGUGAUCUAAAAAUCCACCAACGUAUUCACACUGGAGAAAGACCAUAUGAGUGUGACCUGUGUGGAAAUGCUUUCACCACAACAAAUCAAUUAAAAAUCCACCAACGCAUCCACACUGGAGAUAGACCGUAUGAGUGUGACCAGUGUGGAAAUGCUUUCACCAGAGCGAGUCACCUAAAACUCCACCAACGCAUCCACACUGGAGAAAGACCGUAUGAGUGUGACCAGUGUGGAAAUGCUUUUACCGCAUCAGGUUCCCUAAAACUCCACCAACGCAUCCACACUGGAGAAAGACCAUAUAUGUGUAACCAGUGUGGAAAUGCUUUCACCACAGUAAGUUGCCUAAAAAUCCACCAACACAUCCACAGUGGACCAAAACUGUAUUACUGUGACCAGUGUGGAAAGGCUUUCCACACAGCAAAUUACCUAAAAAUCCACCAACGCAUCCACAGUGGACAAAAUCUGUAUUACUGUGACCAUUGUGUAAAGGCUUUCACCUUAGCAAGUAACCUAAAACUCCACCAACGCAUCCACACUGGAAAAAGACCGUAUGAGUGUGACCAGUGUGGAAAUGUUUUCACCAGAGCAAGUCACCUAAAACGACACCAACGCAUCCACACUGGAGAAAGACCAUAUGAGUGUGACCAGUGUGGAAAGAAUUUCACCCGAAGGAAUGAGGUUAAAGCUCACCAACGUAUUCACACUGGAGAAAGAACAUAUAAUUGCGACCAGUGUGGGAAGUUUUGCACCAAAGCUAAUCACCUAAAAAUCUCCAAAAGGGCCCACGCUGGAGAGAGACCCUACAAGUGCAGGUUCUGUGACAGAUCUUUUCUCACAGGUUCAAAAUGUACUAAACAUGAACGUGUCGAACAUUUCCUCAAAGGACAAAAACUGAACAGUCGUACAAAAAGUAAGACCUUGGACUCUAGUGGAAAGAGUCAGUGUCAUAACACACCUAAACAGUUUGAAUGUUUCCAGUGUGAUGAAAGAUUCUCAUCAUCCUCUGCCCUCUGCUAUCAUCAGCGCAGAUGUGAAUCAUUGUCUGGACCAAAAUGUCCCUCAGCAUCAGAUGACAGGAAGAAAAACAGUGUGUGUGAACCAGCAGCACCCACUUCUGACAAGAACAUCAGACUUAAAAACCUCCAGAUCAGACUUCACAGAAUCCAGAUGUGAAGACAAACAUCAGACUGAAGGCUGUGUUUUGUUGUCCUCAGAGUACAGAAGUGUGUUCUAAUGCACCACCUUCACAAAACAGUGACGUUACUGAACCUCAACCUGCCACGAGGUGAAAAGUUCAACUAGUGGAGGUCAACAAGGACCUGGUUUCUAUGGCGAUACUACUUCUCACUGACUCUGUGGACUUUAAUCAGUAACUUGUUGUGAUUCUGUUGCUGGUUGGGGUUCACACAGUUGGAUUUCCAUCAGUUAGAAACAACAUGAUGAACAUAAUAUAACUGAGACAGAAUGACUGAUGAGCUGGUAGUGGUUUAGUCCCAAACUGAGGC
Sphaeramia orbicularis (orbiculate cardinalfish) is the source of this 1654-nucleotide messenger RNA. Its product is annotated as zinc finger protein 664-like. Lineage: Eukaryota; Metazoa; Chordata; Actinopteri; Kurtiformes; Apogonidae. The coding region runs from base 15 to 1322 and encodes 435 amino acids. The record is from RefSeq and is a predicted model, not a curated record. The transcript is spliced from 2 exons.